This is a messenger RNA of Vigna umbellata (rice bean), 1404 nucleotides long. RefSeq names its product serine/threonine-protein kinase SAPK2-like. NCBI's taxonomy places the organism in Eukaryota, Viridiplantae, Streptophyta, Magnoliopsida, Fabales, Fabaceae. Gene Ontology annotation, molecular function: ATP binding; protein serine/threonine kinase activity. Gene Ontology annotation, biological process: protein phosphorylation. The record is from RefSeq and is a predicted model, not a curated record.
AACCCGAGAACCUACUUUUCUGUCUCGUAUGAAUAAGACAUUCAUUUUGAGUUUGGCUUUUAAUUCUUCAUUCCUUUUAUGUUAAAAAACGCAGCACACUGGUGUGUAGUGUAGUUGAAUUGCAGUGAAAUUGGCAAUACUAAAACAUGGAGCGCUAUGAGAUUCUCAAAGAUAUUGGCUCUGGGAAUUUUGCUGUCGCCAAACUGGUUAGGGAAAACCGCACCAAUGAGCUUUUUGCUGUCAAGUUCAUUGAGAGAGGCCAGAAGAUUGAUGAGCAUGUUCAGAGGGAAAUCAUGAACCAUAGAUCAUUGAAGCAUCCCAAUAUUAUUAGAUUCAAGGAGGUCUUGCUGACACCAACUCAUCUAGCAAUAGUAAUGGAGUAUGCUUCUGGAGGAGAACUAUUUGAGAGGAUAUGCAAUGCUGGUAGAUUCAGUGAGGAUGAGGCAAGAUUUUUCUUUCAGCAACUGAUAUCUGGAGUCAGUUACUGUCAUUCAAUGCAAAUUUGUCAUAGAGAUCUGAAGCUUGAAAACACACUCUUGGAUGGAAGCACUGCUCCACGACUUAAAAUUUGUGACUUUGGUUACUCAAAGUCAUCAGUAUUGCAUUCUCAACCUAAGUCAACGGUAGGAACUCCAGCUUAUAUUGCACCUGAGGUUCUUACAAGGAAAGAAUAUGAUGGAAAGAUUGCAGAUGUAUGGUCUUGUGGAGUCACCUUAUAUGUGAUGUUAGUUGGGGCUUAUCCUUUUGAAGACCCUGCAGACCCAAGAAACUUCAAAAAAACCAUUGGUAAGAUACUUAGUGUCCAGUACUCAGUCCCAGAUUAUGUACGAGUUUCCAUGGAAUGUAGACAUCUUCUAUCACAAAUAUUUGUGGCAAGUCCUGAAAAGAGAAUAACAAUACCAGAAAUUAAAAACCAUCCAUGGUUUUUAAGGAACUUACCCAUAGAACUGAUGGAAACUGGAAGCUGGCAAGUAAAUGAUGUAAAUAAUCCAUCACAAAGUGUUGAGGAAGUGCUGUCUAUAGUACAAGAGGCAAGAAAAUCUCUUAAUGUUCCAAUUGUUGGUGGCCUUCUUAAUGGGGGCACCAUGGACCUGGAUGACUUGGAGGCUGAUGAAGAAGAUCUUGAGGAUGUAGAAACAAGUGGAGAAUUUGUGUGUCCUCUUUGAGUGUGUGUACAUGAACAAGCUAAGCUAUUGUUUGAUGUGAAAAUGUGAAUAGAUUUUUCUGUUGGGGCUGAAAUUCCUUAGUUUUUCAAUUAAGAUGAGUAGUAUGGCUUGCUAAAUUAAGGGUUUUUUUUUUCUUAUUUUUAUUUUUCCCUCUCAAAUCCACGUGCCGUUUUCUAGAGAUGUAAAAUCACAUGUUCCAAAAUAUUAGGAUAUUAAAUAAAGCAAGUGUGGCAGGUUC